Cuscuta europaea is the source of this 1217-nucleotide messenger RNA. The record is from the annotation of a GenBank genome assembly. Lineage: Eukaryota; Viridiplantae; Streptophyta; Magnoliopsida; Solanales; Convolvulaceae.
CAAUCCGCAUAAGGCCGCAUGUGAGUUGCCUGCGAUUACAUCGAUUGCGACUCAGCUGCCAUGGACGCAACCCAACCGCCAUCAUCGCAUCUGUAAUUUCUUUCCCAGCUUCCAUGGAUGCAGCUCAACCGCCAUCAUCGCAGCUGUAAUAUCUUCCCCAGGAAGAGGUCCUGCACUAAUGAUUGAUGGUGGUUGGUGUCUCGCCGGAGGGUGGCAGACGGACAUUCUGGUCUGAUUGGACGGCGGCGAUGGUUCUAUUGAUGGACUGUGGCAGCACUGCUAGAAGCAACAACAACAAUGGAGGCCGUUGUGCAUCGCUAAUGUGCAUCGCAAUAGUAGCGCAACAUAGCAGUAUGCUUUAAUUAAGGAACUUUGACGAUGAAUCUACUGUGACAAAAAAUGGGGGAAAUUGAGAGAUCAUCCAUUCUUCCAUGAAAGAGAAUAGCCGACGAGCUUGAUUCUAUGUCGGAGGAGGCGGAGGAGGUAGGGCGGUGAGAAUCUAGACGUGCAAUUCAUCAUCGUUUCGACAUCUAUGAAAUCAUGGUUUAUUCAGGUCCUCAUCACUGGAACCGCUGUUGCCGUAGUUGUUGGCACUCACAGAUACCUUUCUAGAUCCUGGAAGUUUCAGAUUUAGGUUAUCGAAAUUCGGAAUCAGCUCGUUUCAGCUCCACUCGAUUCCCGGGAUGCCUUCGUCUUCGUGAUGCUUUCCUGUACGUGACUCAAAAGUUUUAGCUAAGUUCAUUCAUUAUUGCAAGCAUCAUGUCAUGUCAAGGCUGCUCAAUCAUGGGACAACCUCUGUGAGGAUGACUUCAGGCCUUUCAAUACUGAACUCGUCAAAAUUGACCCUAGGAACCGUGCUUGAUGCCUUGAUCUCAUCUUGGUGCUCAUCACAGGAGAAUCUUGAAGCUGGAAGUCUUAGAGAAGUCGGUGUCAAGUGUGAGGAUGAGCAUAUCUACAGUGUGAGGAUUGUUGAGGGAGAUGACAAGGUUAGGAACUACUCGUAUGUUAUAUCUGUGCAUCCAGAGGUGAUUGAUGGAAGAUUGGGAACGCACACUUGUCAUUGAAUCAUUUGUGGCAGAUGUGCUACUUUAUUGAAGCACCGCUAAAAUGCAAUCUGAAAUCUCUGGCUGAUGUUUCUGAGAGGCUUGCUCUGCAGGGAGAUGAUACAAAGCCCAGCAAUCACUUUUAAUGACCCGUGAGGUCGACUUGGUUGAGAC